Messenger RNA from Ichthyophthirius multifiliis, 471 nucleotides. RefSeq lists its product as hypothetical. Lineage: Eukaryota; Ciliophora; Oligohymenophorea; Hymenostomatida. The record is from RefSeq and is a predicted model, not a curated record. The transcript has a single exon.
AUGUAUUCGAUUUUUUAUUAAAUAUUUUCAUAUUAUUAUAUUAUUUUGGAAAGAUUUUAAUCAUUUUCGUGCAUUUAUUUUACUUAUUAAUAUAAAUAAGAAGGUCUUAUAAUAGGAUUUAAUUCUUAUAUUUAUUAGUUUGAGGUUGUAUGGAAAUUUUAAUUAUCUUUAUAUAAAUAAUUGUUUAUUUAAAAAUUAUAUUUAUCUUCCUUAUUGGAAGAUGCGGUUUUUAUUUAACUUUUUUCGCAUUAAAAUUCAUAUUUUAUUUGGUUUGGAUUUAUUUAAUAAUAAUUAAUUUACUAUUUGUAUUCAGGUUGUGGAGGAUAAUUUAUAUAUUCUAGUUUUUCAUAUUAAUAUGGUUAAUAUAAUUAGUUUUAGUUAAUAAAUUGUUUAUAUUAUUAUAUACCUUAAUAAUAAAAUUAAUCAUAAAAACUUGUAUAUUAUUAAGGUUAUUAGUAGUUUGGAAAAUGA